This is a messenger RNA of Drosophila eugracilis, 2443 nucleotides long. It is a transcript of the gene Pp2A-29B, whose product is annotated as serine/threonine-protein phosphatase PP2A 65 kDa regulatory subunit. The transcript is spliced from 7 exons. The record is from RefSeq and is a predicted model, not a curated record. The coding region runs from base 272 to 2230 and encodes 652 amino acids. NCBI's taxonomy places the organism in Eukaryota, Metazoa, Arthropoda, Insecta, Diptera, Drosophilidae. Gene Ontology annotation, cellular component: protein phosphatase type 2A complex; cytoplasm. Gene Ontology annotation, molecular function: protein phosphatase regulator activity; protein binding. Gene Ontology annotation, biological process: protein dephosphorylation.
UCGAUUUGUGUUCCAGCUCUACCGUUGUGUCACUUGAAGAAAAAAAUAUUAAUUUGCACCGACGACGAACGAUUUUCAUUGGAAAAGCAAUCAAAGGAUAUUGUGUAGAUUACUUGCAAAUCAGAACAAAGAAAACGAACAUUUUUACAUUUUUGUAACCCAAAAAAGUGAAAAGCGUCUGGCCAGAGGGCAAAACCAAAUUGAUUGCCUGCAGAAUAGAAAAACCAAUUUUUAGUGCGUUUGUGUGUGAGCAGCAGCAACAGCGGAAAAAAUGGCAGCGAGCGACAAAUCGGUCGACGAUUCUCUAUAUCCAAUUGCCGUUCUAAUCGACGAAUUAAAGAACGAAGAUGUUCAGCUUCGAUUAAACUCCAUCAAGAAGCUGUCUACUAUCGCCUUGGCCUUGGGAGAGGAGCGCACACGUUCCGAAUUGAUUCCCUUCCUCACCGAGACCAUAUACGAUGAGGACGAGGUGUUGCUGGCCUUGGCCGAUCAACUCGGCAACUUUACAAGUCUUGUUGGUGGACCCGAAUUCGCCAUGUACUUGAUCCCGCCCCUGGAGAGUCUGGCGACCGUAGAGGAGACUGUGGUACGGGACAAGGCGGUAGAAUCUCUGCGCACUGUGGCCGCUGAGCACAGCGCACAGGAUUUGGAGAUCCACGUGGUGCCGACUCUGCAGCGUUUGGUUUCCGGCGACUGGUUCACCUCCCGUACAUCUGCCUGUGGACUUUUCUCAGUCUGCUAUCCACGAGUCACUCAGCCUGUGAAAGCUGAGCUGCGCGCCAACUUCCGCAAGCUCUGCCAGGAUGAGACACCAAUGGUGCGCCGUGCAGCAGCCAAUAAGCUGGGAGAAUUUGCCAAGGUCGUGGAAACGGAGUAUCUCAAGUCUGACUUGAUUCCGAACUUUGUGCAGCUGGCACAGGAUGACCAGGACUCUGUUCGCCUUCUGGCUGUGGAGGCUUGCGUCAGUAUUGCCCAGCUCCUGCCCCAGGACGAUGUGGAGCACUUGGUUCUGCCCACGCUGCGACAGUGCGCCAGUGAUUCUUCGUGGAGGGUACGAUACAUGGUAGCAGAGAAGUUUGUAGACCUCCAAAAGGCCGUGGGUCCUGAGAUCACUCGGGUGGACUUGGUGCCCGCUUUCCAGUACUUGCUCAAGGACGCCGAAGCCGAGGUUCGCGCCGCGGUAGCUACCAAAGUCAAGGACUUCUGUGCCAACCUGGACAAGGUUAACCAGGUGCAAAUUAUCCUUAGCUCCAUUUUGCCGUAUGUGCGCGAUCUUGUUUCGGACCCCAACCCACAUGUCAAGUCUGCCCUCGCAUCAGUUAUUAUGGGCUUGAGUCCGAUGCUGGGCGCUUAUCAGACGGUGGAGCAGUUGUUGCCAUUGUUCCUCAUUCAACUCAAAGAUGAGUGCCCGGAGGUGCGCCUGAACAUCAUUUCGAACUUGGAUUGUGUAAACGACGUCAUCGGUAUUCAGCAACUGUCACAAUCGCUUCUGCCCGCUAUUGUCGAGUUGGCCGAGGACUCCAAGUGGCGCGUGCGUCUCGCCAUCAUUGAGUACAUGCCUGCUUUGGCCGGUCAGUUGGGCCAGGAGUUCUUCGACCAGAAACUGCGGGGUCUGUGCAUGGGCUGGCUCAACGAUCACGUUUACGCCAUUCGUGAAGCUGCCACCCUCAAUAUGAAGAAGCUGGUUGAGCAGUUCGGAGCCCCUUGGGCCGAGCAGGCCAUCAUUCCCAUGAUCUUAGUUAUGUCACGUAACAAGAACUACUUGCACAGAAUGACCUGCCUGUUCUGUCUAAACGUUUUGGCAGAGGUCUGCGGCACAGAUAUAACCACCAAACUAUUGCUGCCCACAGUACUCCUGCUUGCCGCUGAUCCCGUUGCUAAUGUUCGCUUCAACGUGGCCAAGACCCUGCAGAAGAUCUCGCCCUUCCUCGAGGCCAGCGUCAUCGAUGCUCAAGUAAAGCCCACACUCGAUAAACUGAACUCAGACACAGAUGUGGACGUCAAGCAUUUUGCUGCACAGGCCAUUGCCGGUAUAGCUGCAGAAAUGGAACUGAAUGUGUUUAGAACAGCAAUACCGCCAUGUAUGGGUGCAAAAAUUGAAGCGGCAAUGGACUCAAAACUGAUCGUGGAACCACCUCCACAGACAGCGGCUGCCGAUGAAAUUCUGCAGGAGAUGAACGGCAAGGCAGCGGCAGCUAUGGAGCCGCCUAAGGUUGACUCGGAAUGUUAGAGGAUGAGUAGCCAACCAUAACAAGUGUAAUGUGCCUCCCGCUUUCUCCAGCCAGAUCCAUAGCCAAAGUGUUUAUAAUUCCUUGCCCACGAUAAACAUAUUCAUACCUGUUUGUUUGUACAAGAUAACGAAGCUAGAAGUCAGAUUCAAGUGCGAGUAUAGCAAAUCAAAUUUUGACCGAUACUAAUGUUGAACCAUAUUUCUCUGUCUCUU